Messenger RNA from Bombina bombina (fire-bellied toad), 3135 nucleotides. It is a transcript of the gene TIPRL, whose product is annotated as TOR signaling pathway regulator. The transcript is spliced from 3 exons. Gene Ontology annotation, cellular component: cytosol. The record is from RefSeq and is a predicted model, not a curated record. Bases 302 to 1126 code for a protein of 274 amino acids. Gene Ontology annotation, biological process: TOR signaling. Lineage: Eukaryota; Metazoa; Chordata; Amphibia; Anura; Bombinatoridae.
UGAUCGACAAGGUAAAAUGGAGCAGGCCAUGGAGAUGGGGAAUGGUUCGAAAAAAUGGGAAAGUUACUGAGCGGGAACCUGUCUCACUUAGAUGUGUGACCCUGCUGUACCCCUUUAACUGAUUGUCAAUCUCACCAGUGGAAUGAGUCUGGGGUGAUUUGCAUCUGCCAACUCUAAGAAGUCGAAGAGGGUUUCCUUGUUGUAAUACAUCUAAAGGAUUUCUAGAGGGAUUCCAGUACAGAUAAAUAUAAUACAACUUUUUCUGCAACUGGUGAUAACUGAUCAUCUUUUAAUACGAGCUAUGAUGAUCCACGGCUUUAAGAGCACCAACCAAGACUUCAAUUUUGGGCCAUGGAAGGUUACGGCUAUCAAGACUCACAUUAUGAAAUCUGCAGAUGUAGAGAAAAUGGCAGAAGAGAUGCAUAUGCCCUGUCUACCAGAGAUGAUGUUUGGAGACAAUGUCUUAAGAAUCCAGCACUCCAUGGGCUUUGGUAUUGAGUUCAAUGCUAAAGAUGCCCUUGCAAGGGUGAACACGAGUCAGGGAGCUGUAAAAGUGGCCUGUGCUGAAGAGUGGCAAGAGAGCAGGUCAGAUAGUGAGCAUAGUAAGGAGGUGAUAAAACCAUAUGACUGGACUUACACAACUGAUUACAAGGGAACAUUGCUUGGAGGUAACACGAUAUUUAGUGUUGUCCCAACAACGGAGAGGAUUAACACUGAAAAACUGAAGGCCAGAGAGCAAAUAACGUUUUUUGAGGAGGUCUUACUGUUUGAAGAUGAGCUCCAUGACCAUGGAGUGUCAAGCUUAAGCGUCAAAAUCCGUGUUAUGCCUUCCGGCUUCUUCCUCCUCCUCAGAUUCUUUCUUAGGGUGGAUGGUGUACUUAUCCGUAUGAAUGAUACUCGUCUCUAUCACGAAUCUGACAAAAGAUUCAUGUUAAGAGAAUAUACCUCCAGAGAGAGUAAAAUCUCCAAUCUGAGCCACGUACCUGCACCUCUUUUCACAGAGCCUAAUGAGAUCUCGCAGUACUUGCCAGUCACACAGACCAUUUUUGAGAAGUUGGAAUUUCCAGAACAGUCAGGGGCAGAAAUAAUGGCAUGUCAAAAUCAAACGGGUGAUCCAGUGCCGUAACAGACUCCACAUGUGUUCUGACAAAUGUGCCUGCAAGAGAUAAGUAGCUGAUCACGUUGCAGCCAUCUUGCUAGCAAUGGAAGGGAAAUCUGUUCUCAUUUAUUCAGUCUAAAAAAUUUUGAUUUGUGCCACAGACUUUUCAUGGGUAUUAUUAAAUGGAUUUUACAAGUAGUUGUCUCAACAAAUGAACUUCAGAAUACGAUGAUUAUCUGCAAACACUUCUAAAAUAUCACUGUUUCAACAAUAGUUUACAAUAGAGUUUUCUCCCUUCCUUGCAUGCACAGUAUUUUAUGGGUUUAAGACUGUACAUCUGUAAAAUAAAAUACUAUAGAAAGAACAAAUUCUUCCCAAGUAGAAAUCUACAAGGCAUAGUUAAUAUCCUGAUUGAUAACAUUCACAAACUGAGAUUUUUUUUAAGUAGCUGAAAGGAAAAAGAAAAAACUGCUAUCACUUGUCUGACGCACUUUUCCUGUAUUGAAGGUGACCUCUAUGAAGAUGCAAGGUCAUAAAGCAUUGCAAAUCUCAGUGACGUCACCAAAUGGUUACUUAGAAUGUGCAUCCCCCUUGUGCCUUGGGACUGUUGGGUCUCAUGGUAAUGAAUAUAACAAAGGGUAUCGGGUGGUGGAACAUCUUUAAUAAAAAAACAAAACAAAAAAAACAUGUUAAACAAUGCUUUUUCUGUCAGUUUGACCAUCUUUUAUAUGUUACACAAGGUAUUAAGGUGACACUAAACCCAAAAUGUUUCUGUCGUGAUUCAUGUAGAGAAUACAAUUUUUAACAAUAUUCCAAUUUACUUCUAUUAUCGAAUUUGCUUCAUUCUUUAGAUAUCCGUUGUUGAAAAUAAAGCAAUGCACAUGGGUGAGCCAAUCACACGAAGCAUCUAUGUGCAGCCACCAAUCAGCAGCUACUGAUGCUAUCUAGAUAUGCUUUUCAGCAAAGGAUGUCAAGAGAGUGAAGCAAAUUAGAAAGUUUAAAAUGAUAUGCUCUUUCUGAAUCAUUAAAUAAAAAUUAAAUAAAAAAGUUUCCUGUCCCUUUAACAUGUUAACACUGUUUUUAUAAAAGUAUCUGCUGCUUUUAGUGACACUAAAGACUUAAAUGAACAUGAAACCCAUUGUUUUUUUCUUUCUUUCACAAUUUAGAAAGAGCAUGCAAUUUUAAACAACUUUCUAAUUUAAAUCUAUUAUCUAACUUGGUUCAUUCUUUUGGUAUUCUUGUCUGUAAAGCAUAUAUAGAUAAACUCAGCAGCUGCUGUUUGGUGGCUGCACAUAGAUGCCUCGUGUGAUUGUCUCACCCAUGUGCAUUGCUAUUUCUUCAACAAAGGAUAUCUAAAGAAUGAAGCAAAUUAGAUAAUAUAAGUAAAUUGGAAUUUUGUUUAAAAUUGUAUUGUCUAUCUGAAUCAGGAAAUCAUUUUUUUGGGGUUUAAUGUCCCUUUAACUUGCUAUAGAAUAAAAUGGUUUCCAAGUAUAAACAUCUUAAAAAACAAAUUAACAUUUCAUAUUACCAUCUCCAGGUGUUAACCAUCCCUAUAAAGGGACAUUUGUUUUUAUAAGCAAUAUAAAAUCUCUUUCUCUUGCGUGUUCUCUCUCUUGCGUGUUCUCUCUCCUUAUAGAGCCAUUAAAUACUAGACAGAAUGAUUCUUUCAAAGAAAAGAUUAGUCUGAGAAUAACAUGUAGAUGUAUUUUUUUAAAGUUUCAUUAGUUGUUUAAAUAGUGACAAAAUAAGUGUAAAGUUUUAAUGUCUUUAAAACAAUGAGAGCUGCCAUGUUGUAACUUGGGUUACUUUCUCUGCUGCAGCCAAUUACAGACAGUUAUAAAUAAGUCACUAGAGUGUGCAGCCAAUGGCUGUGUGAAAUAUAACAGUGUUCUGUACUUCUAUUUAUAACAGGAACAGAAAAGCUCACAAUUUCAGAAUGGAAUUGCAGGAAAAGGGGACAAAAUAAAUAAUGAAAGUGUAUUGUAGUUGUUUUUUUGUUUUUUUUAUUAAAUAAAUGUAUACAAAUGAUCAUUUUA